AUGUAUCAGUACGUUAUUGAAGCACCAGAUAAUGUGAAAUCUGUGCAAAUUACUGGAACGUUUGACAACUGGUCCAAAAGUCUUCCAGAAAUCACUACACCACCAUUUGAGCAAACAAUCACACUUCCUGAAAAACAGGAUAUCAUUUUCAAAUUUAUUAUAGAUGGUAAUUGGACAACUCUUGAUUCGUAUCCAAUUGUCACUGAUGAACAUGGAAAUGCCAACAAUGUUAUCCACGCUGAGCAUUUAAUACUUGUUGAAGAGGAGAAAGAAGAGGAACCAGAAAGAGAUGACAGUUUGAAACUUGAUGACGAAGGAAGUGCAGUUGUUCAGGUGGAUGAGCCGGUUGUUUUGGCUGUAACUGAUGGCGAUGAGGUAGUCAACAAUGUUGAGGGCAAAUAUCAUGAAGAAAAAGAGUUCAAAGAGCAAGCGGUUGACGAAAGCAAACAGACUGGUAUUAAUGCCGAACAAAUUCCUACUGAAUCAUUGCAAGAGGAUGAAGGCAUCAAAGAAUAUGUUGCACCAGAAAAAUCCAAGCAGGUGCCAGUGCAUGAUCAAAAAGCUACUGGAAUUGAUCCUACAUCAUCAUCCUCUUCAUUCGCUGCUGUUUCAAGCCCUCCUACUUCUUCUGAUUUCGAACAUAUUGAUGGAUCACCCAGCUCCGAGGAACCCACACCUCAUAAAGCUGUAGAAGAAUCUGAAGAUCACACGGGCACACCAGUGACAGAAUCUAGUGCAAAAUUUCCAACUGCUACUGCAAAUGCUGCAACCGCAACUGCAACAGCCCAUGCUGCAAAGAAGCCCGAGAAACCCACAUUGUUGGCACACCCUUCAGAGUCUACUCUUAGAGCACCUACAUCAUCCGGCAGUCAAACCCCUGUCAUUGGCUCGAGCUCAUCAUCCACUACAACACCUAAUCAGCAUGAUUCAAUUCAACAUGCACUUAGAAUUCCGGGAUCAUUUGAUAAUAGGCCCUCUGUUGAGAGACAAGGCAGUGGGACUAAACGAGAAAGUCUUAUUUCUAAAUUCAAGAACUUGUUUAAGUAG
Molecule: messenger RNA, 1047 nt
Organism: Lodderomyces orthopsilosis Co 90-125
Lineage: Eukaryota; Fungi; Ascomycota; Pichiomycetes; Serinales; Debaryomycetaceae
Exons: 1
Coding region: 1-1047 (348 amino acids)
Biological process (GO): signal transduction
Cellular component (GO): nucleotide-activated protein kinase complex; cytoplasm; nucleus
Molecular function (GO): protein kinase binding
Source: RefSeq, a predicted model, not a curated record